AUGGCGUGUGGGAUGAGGUGGGAUGGCGUGUGGGAUGAGAGGUGGGAUGGGGUGUGGGGUGAGGGGUGGGAUGGGGUGUGGGGUGAGGGGUGGGAUGGGGUGUGGGGUGAGGGGUGGGAUGGGGUGUGGGGUGAGGGGUGGGAUGGGGUGUGGGGUGAGGGGUGGGAUGGGGUGUGGGGUGAGGGGUGGGAUGGGGUGUGGGGUGAGGGGUGGGAUGGGGUGUGGGGUGAGGGGUGGGAUGGGGUGUGGGGUGAGGGGUGGGAUGGGGUGUGGGGUGAGGGGUGGAAUGGGGUGUGGGAUGAGGUGCCGGAUGGGGUGUGGUGGGAUGAGGUACGAGAUGAGGUGCUUGAAGCUGUAAACAAGAUCGCGUUGGACGGGAGAUUCGGUGCUACCUGCCUAGGUGCUACCUGCCUAGGUGCUACCUGCCUGGCUGCAGCCUUUGCCAGGAAGAACGGAUUGACAGACGAGGCCCCAGCAGCAGGCAGAGGGGCGGAAAACAGAGAACGAGAGGGGGUGGAGGGGCUGCGCCGCCAAGCAGCUCGCCCUUGUCUCCCCCGUGCGCCAAGCAGCUCGCCCUUGUCUCCCCCGUGCGCCAAGCAGCUCGCCCUUGUCUCCCCCGUGCGCCAAGCAGCUCGCCCUUGUCUCCCCCGUGCGCCAAGCAGCUCGCCCUUGUCUCCCCCGUGCGCCAAGCAGCUCGCCCUUGUCUCCCCCGUGCGCCAAGCAGCUCGCCCUUGUCUCCCCCGUGCGCCAAGCAGCUCGCCCUUGUCUCCCCCGUGCGCCAAGCAGCUCGCCCUUGUCUCCCCCGUGCGCCAAGCAGCUCGCCCUUGUCUCCCCCGUGCGCCGGUUCCAUCCCCACCGUCCGUAUCGCUGUGGCAUAUUUCACAUCUACGGGAGGCAGCAAGGCGUAGGGUCGUGGGGGCCGGGGAGGGCGUCGCAGGUGAGCACUCGCGCGAGAAGAGGAAGGGGAUCGACUGCUGUGCAGUGCCGUGUGUCGCGAGGGCAACCAUCGUCAUCGGGAGUGGUGGGCAGGAAGCAGGGAGUGGUGGGAAGGAAGCAGGGAGUGGUAGGAAGGAAGCAGGGAGUGGUAGGAAGGAAGCAGGGAGUGGUGGGCAGGAAGCAGGAUGCGACAGGGGACAGGAGAGCAUGAUGCAGGAUGUGGGUGUGAAGGGAUGCCACGAGGGGCGCAGAUAG
Messenger RNA from Closterium sp. Naga37s-1, 1191 nucleotides. The record is from the annotation of a GenBank genome assembly. NCBI's taxonomy places the organism in Eukaryota, Viridiplantae, Streptophyta, Zygnematophyceae, Desmidiales, Closteriaceae.